Messenger RNA from Ambispora leptoticha, 143 nucleotides. The record is from the annotation of a GenBank genome assembly. Lineage: Eukaryota; Fungi; Glomeromycota; Glomeromycetes; Archaeosporales; Ambisporaceae.
AUUCACCUGACACCUUUGAGAAAGCUGUUGACCUCGCUAUCAAAUCAAAAACUGGUUAUAAGACAACAUAUAAUAAUACUCUUGUAACUACUGCUCAAAGUAUUCCUCAACAUUUUGAAAUACCAUUCUCAGCAGUACCAGUA